AUGUCUCAACCUCACCCUCUCGAUCCGGCCAUCGUCGCCGUCCUCCGUCCCGCCAUCAUCCAGAUCCUCAACAACGCUGACCUCAGCUCCAUCUCGGCCAAGAAGGUCCGCAACUCACUCUCUCAGCUACCACCACACGCCCUCCCUCCAACACUCGAUCUUUCCGCAUCCAAGAAGCAGGUCGACGAGGUCAUCCGCGACUGCUUCGAUCACAUCUCCAAAGGCAUGCCCGCUCCUCCUCAACCCACCCAUGCCUACAAUGGCGCCUCCUCCGCGCCGCCCUCGGGUGGUCUCGCUCUUCCCGGUCUCGGCGGUGUAAGAGGUGGCCACACUCCCGCUCCCUCUAGCGCUUCUUCCGCUACCUCCAAACCCGCACCUGCCAAGUCCGCUUCAGCGUCCAACGGCUCCAAACCCAAAGCCGAACCAAAGCCCAAAGCGGAGCCCAAGCCAAAGAAGAAGGCCCCCAAGAAGCGUGCUGCCGCCGACGAUGACGACGACGACGAGCCUCGCAAGAAGAGGGCUGCAAACCCCAACAACCCGUUCAACAGGCCUCUCAUCCUCUCGCCCAAGCUCGCUGAGGUGUGCGGUGGUGACGAGAUGCCACGCCACGCCGUCGUCAAGCAACUGUGGGCGUACAUCAAGUCGAAUAACCUCCAAAACGAGAGCAACAAGCGUCAGAUUCUUUGUGACGCCAAGCUCACCUCCAUCUUCGGCAAGGAAGCCGUGGACUCAUUCGAGAUGGCCAAGCUCAUCGGAUCUCACCUCACCAAGAAGGAAGAGCCAGCCGCACCAGCCGCAUGA
Molecule: messenger RNA, 801 nt
Organism: Kalmanozyma brasiliensis GHG001
Lineage: Eukaryota; Fungi; Basidiomycota; Ustilaginomycetes; Ustilaginales
Product: SWIB/MDM2 domain protein
Exons: 2
Coding region: 1-801 (266 amino acids)
Biological process (GO): transcription initiation at RNA polymerase I promoter; nucleolar large rRNA transcription by RNA polymerase I
Cellular component (GO): RNA polymerase I upstream activating factor complex; nucleus
Molecular function (GO): RNA polymerase I cis-regulatory region sequence-specific DNA binding
Source: RefSeq, a predicted model, not a curated record